UCUCUCUUCAUUUCAUAUAAUUCAUUCUUGCUAACAUUCAUUCAUAUAUAUUUUCUCAAGUUCAAUCAUCAACACUUAAGUUACAUGGCUUAUACAAUGAUCUCUGCUACUAGUUUUGCUGUUACAUUGGUGCUGCUAGCCACAAUAUCAAUAUCUGAUGCACACUUGUCUUCUACUUUUUACGACAGUACAUGUCCCGAUGCACUAACCACCAUUAGAACUGCCAUUCGUACUGCUGUCUCUAAAGAGCGUCGUAUGGCUGCAUCUCUCAUUCGCCUUCAUUUUCAUGACUGCUUUGUGCAGGGCUGUGAUGCAUCAAUUUUGCUCGAUGACAGUACCACAAUCCAGAGCGAAAAGACUGCACUUCCAAAUCUUAACUCAGUAAGAGGAUUUCAAGUCAUCGAUAAUGCAAAAUCACAGGUAGAGAAAGUAUGUCCCGGAGUCGUGUCUUGUGCAGACAUAGUUGCUGUAGCAGCACGUGAUGCAUCUUUCGCUGUUGGUGGUCCAUCAUGGACAGUGAAACUUGGAAGAAGAGACUCUACUACAGCAAGUAAAAGUUUGGCCAAUACCGACCUUCCAUUAUUUACAGACGAUCUUCAAACUCUUAUAUCAAAAUUUACAAAUAAAGGUCUUACUGCUAAAGACAUGGUUACUCUAUCUGGUGCGCACACAAUCGGACAAGCUCAAUGCUUUACAUUUCGUGGUAGGAUAUACAACAAUGCUAGUGACAUAGAUGCUGGAUUCGCUAGCACUCGCCAACGUGGUUGUCCAUCUACCAGUUCCACUUCAAACAAUCAAAAGUUAGCAGCACUGGACUUCGUUACACCAAAUUCUUUUGACAACAACUACUUUAAGAAUUUAAUUCAAAAGAAGGGUCUUCUACAAUCUGACCAAGUUCUUUUCAGCGGAGGAUCUACCGAUUCUAUCGUUUCUCAAUACAGUCAAAAUCCCACAGCUUUCAAAUCUGAUUUUGCAGCUGCUAUGAUAAAGAUGGGAGAUAUUCAACCAUUAACCGGAUCCGCCGGAAUCAUAAGAAGCAUUUGCAGUGCUCCCAACUAAUUCUACAAAUUCACAAACAAUCAAUUGCUAUUCUUUUAUUUAUUUUUGUUCUUGUGUAUUCAAAUGUAAAGUGUUAAAUCAUUAUGUACUAUUAUAGCUUUAUUAUGAAUGUAUUUCAAGAUUUUCAUUUCAAAAGUUAGGAAAGGAAAUGAAGGUGUUUUAUGGAUGGUCAUUUGUUGGAAUUUUCGGUUGGUGAGGAAUGGGAUAGUGUUUAGAAAAGAUACGUGGAACAUCGAUAACAUUGUUUGGAGUUCUAUGUUUUUGGCUUAGAGGUGAGUGGUUAUUGGAAAAAUGACCCGAACCAAUUGUAACUUUUAUAAUCUUAGCAAAAAUCCUCUGUUGUUUUUAUCUUAAAGAGUCAAUUGGCGUGUAAU
Molecule: messenger RNA, 1433 nt
Organism: Vicia villosa (hairy vetch)
Lineage: Eukaryota; Viridiplantae; Streptophyta; Magnoliopsida; Fabales; Fabaceae
Product: lignin-forming anionic peroxidase-like
Exons: 3
Coding region: 85-1059 (324 amino acids)
Biological process (GO): hydrogen peroxide catabolic process; response to oxidative stress
Molecular function (GO): peroxidase activity; heme binding
Source: RefSeq, a predicted model, not a curated record